This is a messenger RNA of Auxenochlorella protothecoides, 627 nucleotides long. RefSeq names its product 1-phosphatidylinositol 3-phosphate 5-kinase. Gene Ontology annotation, cellular component: endosome membrane. Gene Ontology annotation, molecular function: 1-phosphatidylinositol-3-phosphate 5-kinase activity. The transcript has 5 exons. Gene Ontology annotation, biological process: phosphatidylinositol phosphate biosynthetic process. NCBI's taxonomy places the organism in Eukaryota, Viridiplantae, Chlorophyta, Trebouxiophyceae, Chlorellales, Chlorellaceae. The annotation marks the transcript as partial. The record is from RefSeq and is a predicted model, not a curated record.
AGGUUCAUUGUCAAGGAACUGUCUCGUCUGGAGAAGCAGUCUUUCCUGGAAAGUGGUCCCACAUUUCUACGUUACUGGGGAACAGCCCAGGCUACGGGAACAAGCACGAGCUUGGCCAAGAUCCUGGGAGUGUACCAGGCUACAAUCGGAAAAUCUGAGACCAUUGACUUCCUCAUAAUGGAGAACAUCUUCUAUGGAUGUGAUAUACAUAGGAUCUACGAUCUUAAGGGGUCGGAGAGGGAUCGCUAUGUUGCACAAGGAGCUAGCACGCGAGGCACUGUUCUUUUGGACCAGAAUCUGAAGGAGAUCAGUCUGAACAACCCUUUGUCCAUAACGCCCGCCUCAUUUGAGCAUCUGAAGGGAGUUCUUCAGGAAGAUACGGAAUUCUUGGCAAAUCAAGAUGUGAUGGACUAUAGUCUUCUCAUUGGAGUAGACAAGAAUCGUCGGCAGCUUGUCAUCGGAGUGAUUGAUUUCAUUCGUCAGUUCACACUGGACAAGGCGCUCGAGAUGUAUGUCAAGAAAUCUGGCUUGCUUGGAGGUGGUGGUAAAGAGCCGACGAUCAUCUCUCCCAAGCAGUAUGCGAAUAGAUUUCGGCUGGCGAUGGCGAAGUGGCUUGUCUCUGUGCCA